AUGGAUAACUGUUCAUCUUUGUCCACCUUCCUGACCGACAGCUUGGAGUUAGAACUGGGGACCGAAUGGUGCAAACCCCCUAGCUUUUCUUGCGCUUUUGAUGAUAGAGGAAGUGGAAAAAGGUUUUCUGGAGACUCUUACCUUUCCAGUGGAUCUCUUAAGCGGCUAAUUUUGAAUCUUGAUCCAUUACCAACCAAUUUUGAAGAGGAUACAGUGGAAAUAUUUGGCUUUCAAUGGGUUACUGAAACUGCUUUAGUUAAUUCAUCUAGAGAGCUUUUUCAUUUAUUCAGGCAACAACUAUACAACUUGGAAACAUUAUUACAAGCCAGCUGUGAUUUUGGACAGGUAUCAGCCCUCCACUGUAAAGCAGACAAUAUUAGACAACAGUGCAUACUGUUUCUUCAUUAUGUUAAAGUUUUCAUCUUCAGGUACCUAAAAGUGCAGACCAUUGAGCGUGACGUUCCUGUCCAUUCCUAUGAGGCUUUGGAGGCCCAGCUUCCCUCAGUCCUGGUUGAUCAGUGUCAUGGAUUGCUCUUGUAUAUUGGACAUCUAUCUGAACUUCCCAGUAUUAAUAUAGGAGCAUUUGCAAAUCAAAAUCACAUUAAGCUCUUUCCACCAUCAUGGCAUUUAUUACAUCUCCAUCUAGAUAUCCAUUGGCUGGUGCUAGAAAUUCUUCAUAUCCUUGGUGAAAAUUUGAAGCAUGUUGCUUAUGGUCAUCAGUUUAUGAAUGUGGCAGAUGACAGUUUAACUAAUAUCAGUCUGUGUGGAGAACACUGUGAAAAUCUCCUUUGUGAUUUAAUAAGCCUGUCACUCAACAGGUAUGACAAGGUUAGACCUUCAGAGGUGUUAACAACUCACCAUUGCUCAUGUUCAUGCAUUAAAGAAUUAUGGGUUCUACUCAUUCAUCUUCUGAACCAUAGAAAUAAAUGGUCUCUCUCAGAAUCAUUUUGGAACUGGAUGAAUAAACUACUGAAAACACUCUUUGAAAAAUCAAGUGACAGAAAACAACCUGGGCCUGUAGUUAAUUCCAGAGAUCCAUUAGGUUUUAGUUGGUGGAUUAUUACUCACGUAGCAUCGUUGUACCAGUUUGAUCGCCAUGGACUUCUAGAUGAAAUGAGAGAAAUGGAAUCAAACUGGAACUUUGUUGAAGAACUGCUGAAAAAGUCCAUCAGUGUCCAGAAUGGUGUACUAGAAGAACAAUUACGAAUGCAUCUUCUUUGUUGUUUGACACUUUGUGAUUUAUGGGAGCCAAAUAUUGCAAUUGUCAACAUUCUAUGGGAGUAUUAUAGUAAAAAUAUGAAUAGUUCUUUCAGUAUUUCCUGGCUUCCUUUGAAAGGCCUUGCCAAUAUCAUUAAGUCACCAUUGUCUAUGAUAGAAAUGGUGAAGAUCUGCUGCUGUGAUAAACAGGACCACAACCUUUAUAAAUCCAGCAGUAGUUAUACCAUUUUCCUUUGCAUUUUGGCAAAAGUUCUUAAGAAAGCCAUGAAGAACCAUGGCCCUCAUCCUUGGAAACAAGUCAAAGGAAGAAUAUAUUCUAAAUUCCAUCAAAAAAGAAUGGAAGAAUUAACGGAAGUUGGUCUGCAGAACUUUUUCAGCCUCUUUUUACUGCUAGCAGCUGUUGCAGAGGUAGAAGAUGUAGCAAGUCAUGUUUUAGACCUCCUAAACUUCCUCAAGUCUGCCUCUAUGACGUUGUCUCAAAGGUCCCUCAUCUGGAAGGGCCAGAUGGCCUUCCUCCUGAUGUACGUCCAGAAAAACCUGGACAUUAGUGUUUUGGCUGAGAAAUUUUCAGGUGCUUUCCGGGAGAAAGCAAAGGAAUUCUUAGUAUCUAAGAAUGAAGAGAUAGGGCAGAAACAGACUCUCUGGACACUUCUUGUGAUCUACAUUGAUGGUGUCCAGGAAGUGUUUGAGACCAGCCAUUGUUUGCAUCCUUCCCAUGAAAAACUGCUUAAUGAUGGAUUCACUAUGCUUUUGCCAGCUUGUCGAGAAUCUGAACUUAGGAUACUUCUGAAUUUUCUACAAGCUGUUCUGGCCAGAGUCAGACGUAUGCACCAACAACUGUGUCAGGAACUUCAAACGGAGAACGGAGACCUAAUUGUACAAUCUUCAUUAUCAGCUAAAGAGCGCCACCUUGCUGCAGUUGCCAAUUCUCUGUGGAAACAUUUCUUUUCAUUUUUGAAGUGUCAGAGAAUGUCACAGAUAGUGCCUCUCUCACAACUUGCAGAUACAGCUGCAGACUUUACUUUGUUAGCAAUGGAUCUGCCCAGCACAGCGCCUUCAGAUCUUCAACCUCAGCCAGUUAUAUCAAUAAUUAGACUUUUUGGUUGGGAUGAUAUCAUCAGGCCCCAAGUUGUAGCAAGAUAUUUAAGUCAUGUCCUACAAAAUAGCACGUUAUGUGAAGCACUUUCUCAUUCAGACUGUGUGGCUUUUCAAGCUCUGACUGUAAGAUCAUGGAUCCGUUGUGUUUUGCAAAUGUAUAUAAAAAACUUCUCUGUUCCUGAUGAUGUGUUCAUUGAUAUGAAUCCUGAACAGGCAGUUGAGAAAGACUACAUGGAGCAGUUGGCUGAAUUGACAAGGUUGCUGUUUAAACUGCCAGAAGUAAGGAGUAUUUUCUCGAAGGCAAAAGUUGAAUAUUUAACCAUCUCAGAAGAUCCUAAAAAAGCACUUGUUCAAUUCCUUGAGGCUGUUGGUAUAACUUACAAGAAUCUGGAAACACUUUCUGAUAAAUCUGCCAUGGUCACAAAAUCCUUAGAAUACCUUGGUGAAGUAUUAAAAUAUGUUAAACCUUAUUUGGGGAAAAAAAAUUCCACUGCAGGGCUGCAGCUGACGUAUGGAAUAAUGGGAAUUCUCGUUAAAUCAUGGGCACAGAUCUUUGCUACCUCCAAAGCCCAAAAAUUACUAUUCCGGAUCAUAGAUUGUUUGCUGCUACCACAUACGGUGUUACAGCAAGAGAAGGAGCUACCUGCAGCUAUGCUGACUGCAGUUCAGAAGAGUCUUCCUUUGUAUCUUCAGGGCAUGUGUAUCAUAUGUUGUCAGUCUCAAAAUCCAAAUACCUAUUUGAAUCAAUUGCUUAGCAGUGUUACUGAGCAGUAUAUUGGACGUUUUCUUCCAGCUUCACCACAUGGUUCAAGUGUUGAACAACAUCCUGUUUUGUUGGCUUUGAGAAAGUCAGCUACUGUUCCGCCAAUGUCAUUUCUGAAGAAAUGCAUUGUGCAAGUCAUAAGGAAGUCCUAUAUCCAUUUUAAAGGGUCUGCACCACCUCCUCGCUUAGCAUCCAUUUUGGCCUUUAUCCUCCAGCUCUCCAAGGAAACAAACACAAACAUUUGUGAUGUGGAACUACUCCUCCCUGAUGUCUUAAAAUGCUUGGUGUUGGUCAAUGAACCCCAAGUUAAAAGGCUGGCCACAGAGAACCUGCAAAACAUGGUAAAAACCUGCCAAGUGGGGUCAGAAGGAGAACCUGCCGCCCAGCUGAUUUCUGUGUUUAGGCAGUUUAUCCAGGAUUACAGCAUGAGAUACCAUUAUCAGGUUUACAGCAUCUUGGAAACAGUAGCAACAUUGGACCAGCAGGUGGUUACCCACUUGAUUUCUACACUUACUCAAGCUCUGAAGGAUUCUGAAGUGAAAUGUGGCCUUGGUAGAAAUAUUGCACAAAGGGAAACCUAUAGCAAACUUUUAUUUCACCUUGGACAAGAGGGACAAGAUGAGAUUCAGAGGCUGGAAAAUGAAACUACCUAA
This is a messenger RNA of Chrysochloris asiatica (Cape golden mole), 3732 nucleotides long. It is a transcript of the gene MMS22L, whose product is annotated as MMS22-like, DNA repair protein. The record is from RefSeq and is a predicted model, not a curated record. Bases 1 to 3732 code for a protein of 1243 amino acids. Gene Ontology annotation, cellular component: nuclear replication fork. NCBI's taxonomy places the organism in Eukaryota, Metazoa, Chordata, Mammalia, Afrosoricida, Chrysochloridae. The transcript has 24 exons. Gene Ontology annotation, biological process: replication fork processing; double-strand break repair via homologous recombination.